Molecule: messenger RNA, 1600 nt
Organism: Anopheles maculipalpis
Lineage: Eukaryota; Metazoa; Arthropoda; Insecta; Diptera; Culicidae
Product: cytochrome P450 4C1-like
Exons: 8
Coding region: 67-1599 (510 amino acids)
Molecular function (GO): oxidoreductase activity, acting on paired donors, with incorporation or reduction of molecular oxygen; heme binding; monooxygenase activity
Source: RefSeq, a predicted model, not a curated record
AUUACACAUCGGCAAACCUGUUUCCGUGGUGCGUGGGGUCCGGUGCGUGCGUGGUCGUUCAUCAUCAUGUCGGAGCUCAGUACGAUCUUCCAUGGAGUGGUGGUGUUUGUUUUGUUUGCGGUGUACCUACAGUGGCUAAUGAAGCGAUGGCAGUUGAGCCAGAUAUUCGAGAAAAUACCGGGUCCAAAAGCGUACCCGAUAGUGGGCACAAUGUAUUCGUUUUUCGGCAAAAAGCGUCAUGAGAUUUUUUAUCUGCUGGACGCGAGGACUCGCGCUUAUCCGGACAUCCAUCGCGUAUGGACGGGCAUGACCCCGGAAGUACGCAUCAGUAAGCCGGAAUUUGUCGAGCAGGUGAUCGGUUCCAGCAAGCACAUCGAAAAAGCCACGAUGUACCGCUUUCUGCACGAUUGGCUCGGCAAUGGACUGCUUACCUCCAAAGGUGAACGUUGGCAUCAGCACCGUAAGCUCAUCACACCGACCUUCCACUUUAACAUCCUCGACGGAUUCUGUGACGUGUUUGCGGAGAAUAGCCAGGAGCUCGUGGAACACCUGCAGCCGUACGCCGACACGGGCAAACCGGUCAACAUGUAUCCGUUUAUCACGAAGGCGGCUCUGGACAUCAUUUGCGAAACCGCAAUGGGAGUAAAGGUUAAUGCUCAGAGCGAAGGUGAGGAGAACGAUUACGUCAAGGCGGUCUGCGAACUAAGCAGACUGUUUGUUGAGCGUAUGGUUCGUCCCUGGUUGCAUUUGGAUUUUAUUUGGCUUCGAUCCCGUUUUGCCGCACGGUACACGAAUGCGCUCGAGACUGUUCACACAUAUUCGCGUGAGGUAAUUCGCGACAGAAAAGCAGCGCUGGAAUCAGCACAGAAAAAUGCCAACUCCGAAUCAAACGAUGGAGAAACGUUUGGAGCUAGGAAAAGGUUGGCGUUUCUUGAUCUAUUGCUGCAAGGCAACCAGGCGCACAAUAUUAUGACUGAUGAGGACGUACGAGAGGAGGUGGACACAUUCAUGUUUGAGGGACACGACACUACGACAGCUGGCAUCAGCUGGGUGUUGUUUCUGCUAGCCCUUCAUCCGGACGUCCAGGAGCGGGUGUGCGAGGAAAUUGAGUCGAUUUUUCCACCCGGUGACAGCCGACCGGCCACGAUGCAGGAUCUGAACGAGCUGAAGCUGCUGGAACGGUGCAUCAAGGAGGCACUGCGGCUCUAUCCGUCCGUGUCCUUUUUCGGUCGAACGCUCAGCGAGGACAUCCAGCUCGGAGGUUACCAUGUGCCGGCCCAAACCAUCGUGGGAAUUCAUGCGUACCAUGUGCAUCGGGAUGAAAGGUACUAUCCGGAACCAGAGAAAUUCGAUCCGGACCGUUUUCUGCCGGAAAAUGCCGAAAAUCGCCACCCGUACGCAUACAUCCCGUUCAGCGCUGGACCAAGAAACUGUAUCGGGCAAAAGUUUGCACUGUUGGAGGAGAAGAGCAUUGUAUCGACCAUACUGCGCCGUUUCCGGUUGCGUUCGGUGCGUACGCGCGAGGAGCAGAAGAUUAUGCACGAACUCAUCACACGUCCGAAGGAUGGUGUACUGUUGUACCUGGAAUCACGCAAGUAGG